UCAGGGGAAAUUGACGGCUGCGUACCAUCUGCUCCUCGCUUGCACGGGCACAGGCCACAGGGGAGGAAAUUCACGGCCUGCUGCUGCGACGCAUCGCCGCCGAGCAGGACGCUGGGGUGACCGUACCCGUACCCCUCCUCCUGCCGGAUCCCCACCUCCGCGUCUCUCCGUCUAGUUUGGGGGCGGAGAUCCGAGUCCAGGCGAGGUCUGCUCUGGCCAUCUCCGGUGAUCCUCCUUCCUCGCCCAUCGCCUUUGCCCGUCAGUUCCCUUCGCUGGGCACUCAGAGAUCGGCGCCCUCCUCCCGUCUUCCCACGCUUGCGGGGACUAACUCGAGUAGUGUCGCUCAAUGAAUUUCCUCUACCGAACUACGCAGCCUGCAGCACCUGAGCUACCAAGAAUUUCAGAGCAAGAUCAUCACAGGGAUGCCUUACAAAAGCCAACUACGACACUGGAGGGUCUCAUCGCGGAUGAUUCAUACCAGCCGUCCUCCGCUCGCAGCGAAGAUGGAGUUGCUAAUAAUGGGUCUAGGGAUACCAGUGGGGAUCCUUCAUCUCUAGAUUCAAAAAGCCUGGUCCCACUGGGGACACAUUCUGAUGUCACAGAGGAUGAAGGAUGGAUCACAAUUCCAUGCAAGGCACUUCCUGAAAGUUGGAAUGACAUAUCAGAAAUGGUUCAGUUGCAGACUCUGGACCGUUCCUUCCUUUUUCCUGGCGAGCAGGUUCAUAUACUGGCGUGCCUGUCAGCUUCUAAGCAAGAUGUACAGGUUAUAUCCCCCUUUAGAAUUGCUGCAGUGAUGUCUAAGAAUGGAAAUUCUUUGCAAAACUCUACAAAUAAAUCUAGCCCUGUCAGUGCAAAUGGUCAUGAUAAUGGAGCAGCUGGAGAAAGUGGCUAUCAGGAUGUUGAACUCAAUGGUGAAGCUUCUCCUACAGAACAUGAUAUUUUGGAGACUCAAUCUCUCCUUCAGAUGGAGGAUCGUAAGCAGCAGAUCGAACAUGUGUUGCGAAGAUUUAGAGGAUCCAAUUUUUUUGUCCGGAUUGCAGAGUCAGAUGAACCUCUCUGGUCCAAGAAAAGAGUAACUUCAACUACGAUGGCAGACGAACGAUCAGAUAACCAGGGAAAUAGUAAGAGCUCAAGGAGUAAUGUUUACAAUAUCAUUUCUGAUAAAGGGAUUUUUGAUGGUAGCACAUCUGGGGGAGUUGCUCGAGAUGUUGUCAAGUGUUAUUCUCUGCAGAAUGGAGACAUAGUGGUUGUUUUGCAAGUGAAUGUUGGCGUUAACAAAUUGGAAGAUCCUGUGCUUGAAGUCCUACAGUUUGAGAAAAGUAUAUCUGACAAUUGUAUGCCUGAGAAUCUUGUGGAUGGGCAUUCUGACAGUAAUGACGAUCCAUGUCAGGAGCUGCUUAGUUGGUUGCUCCCUUUAGAUCGCACAUUACCGCCUCGUUCUUUGGCACCCCCUACUCUCAAUCCAAGUGUAUCACACAAGCAAUCUUAUUCUGCUUCUGGUUCUCAAAUAUUCAACUUCAGAAGUUACUCCAUGCCUUCAGCCUCUUCUGUUCAGACACCAAAUAAUAUAAGACCACCACCAAUAUCUGAAAGUCAAGAAUUUAUGCCUGAAAAACCUGCAAAAACCCCAGAUAUUAUAAAUGAUGGGCAACUUUCGUUUAGAGGAGUUCCUUUAGAACCUGAACGGUAUUCUGUACGUUGUGGUUUAGAAGGCGUGUAUCUACCAGGGAAAAGAUGGCGGAGAAAAGUUGAAAUCAUUCAGCCAAUUGAGGUUCAUUCUUUUGCUGCAAAAUGUACUGUGGAAAAUCUUCUCUGUGUCACAGUAAAGAAUAUUGCUCCUAUUCAUGUGAAAGAUAUAAUCGUAUUCAUUGAUGCAAUUACUAUUGUAUUUGAGGAGGCAUCCAAAGGAGGUGCUCCUUUGUCUUUACCAAUUGCUAGUAUUGAGGUUGGGCAUGGUCACAGCUUACCAAAUCUAGCACUCAGGAGGGGCGAGGAGCACUCUUUUAUUCUCAAGCCAGCAACUAUGUCCUCAAGGGAACGGAAGACCAACGGCUAUGCACCUCCGACCUUGUCACUCCCAACGAUGACUGGUGCUACUUUAAAUACUAAUACACCAAAGGUUGGUGAGCCAUAUGCUGAUCUAAGCGACCAAUAUGCUGUACUGGUAUCUUAUCGCUGCAAUUACACAGAAUCGAAACUUUUUUUCAAACAAGCAACAAGCUGGCGGCCCUCUGCAACCAGCGAUCUUAUGAUCUCUGUAUCAUCUGAACUGUCUUUACGAAAUCCUAGCCUUGGCGCUCGAGUUCCUCAACUCCCCGUGCAGAUACUAACACUUGAAGCUACUAAUAUGACAUCCGAAAACCUUACAUUAAAUGUCCUUGCUCCUGAAGCAUCUGGUUCUUCUUCAGUUGUAUCCUUAAACUCAGCUCCAACCACCCCAAAUGGUUCUUUUGAUGGUGUUAAUGAGUCAGCAAAAAGAUCUGGGCUGGGAAAACAUGGAAUUGGCUUUCGAAGAUUGAAUUCUGUCCUAGCUACAUCUCCAAAAGAAGGUGAUAAUGGAGGAAAUAGAAUGAGUAAUGCUUCAGGCUGUACUCAUCUGUGGUUGCAAAGUGCAGUGCCCCUAGGGUGUGUUCCUGCCCGUUCAAGCACCACUGUCAAACUUGAGCUGCUUCCAUUAACAGAUGGAAUCAUCACACUUGAUACUUUGCAAAUAACAGCUAGGGAGAAAGGCCUUGCUUACAUACCGGAGCACUCCUUGGAGAUACAUGCCACCUCUGGCAUGUCAUCAGGAAGGUCAUAGGAUAGGAGAACAUCAAGAGGUAUACUCUUCUGUAUAUUGGGGGUCUGGGACUCGUUCCUGCCCAAGGGAGACAACCAGGCCAAUUGUGUUUUGCUCAUUUGUAUUGGAUGGACAUAGGCGCUCACCUUGGAGCGAAACUACCCCAGAUAUAACCGAAGGAUGGUUGCUGCCUACAUGGAGAAACGAGCAAACGAGCACAGUAGCCUUCCAUGUAUCAUAAUUGUGUUACAAAUCCAUUCAUUUCAUAGUGAGGCCGCCGAGAUACUGGUGUCUGUCUUCACAUUAUUGUUGUUGUGGUGUUCAUUUUGUCAUGUUGCUGAGUUGUACCAUAUGCGGGCUCUGACUCUGAUCAUAAUAUACUGGAGAAUUAGAAACAUGUGUAUCCAUUGCUCAUCUAAAUAAUAUUAUUAUUAGUUGCUCAUGAUUUUUAA
Sorghum bicolor (sorghum) is the source of this 3231-nucleotide messenger RNA. RefSeq lists its product as uncharacterized. The record is from RefSeq and is a predicted model, not a curated record. The coding region runs from base 347 to 2800 and encodes 817 amino acids. The transcript is spliced from 11 exons. NCBI's taxonomy places the organism in Eukaryota, Viridiplantae, Streptophyta, Magnoliopsida, Poales, Poaceae.